AAAUUAUUCCCGCUCAGAUAUCUGAAAGCUCAAUUCAAUUCCCGCCGUUGGGUAACGAAGGACUGUGUGAUGGAUAGCAACCCCUCCGCCAUGGAAGUUGAUCCGCAACUGCACGAAGAAGAAGAGGAUCCAUUUCUUCAAUUCAUCUCCUACGCAAAAUCAGUUGUAUCCCCUGAUGCAAAUGAAGCCGGAGGUGAAUCAAUGGGCCCGGGUUGGAGCUGGACCGCUUCCAGAAUUCUCAAAACGUGCAUUGCCUAUUCCAGCGGCGUCACCUCUGCCAUUCUCCUCUCUGAUAUCUCUCAGGCUUGGAAUGAGCAGAACAGAAGCGGUGCUCCAAAGAAACAGCCAGAGUGUAUUAGUCAGUUGAAGAAGAAAAAUAAGAGGGGAAAGCUACCCAACACUGUCACAAUAGACUCUGUUUAUGAGAAGAAGUUCUUGCCAUUGAAUGGUGUUAUUGAAGCUGUUAUAAUAGAUGUUGUUAUUCUUCCAGGAACAAACAUCUGCACGCUUCAUCUGGGGGAUUUUUGGAGCUCUAAUACAAUUGAUCUAUAUCUUCAUCGAAGAUUCUACAACUUAGCUGAUCCUAGCAAUGGUAUUCUGAAGAAAGGACGGGAAGUGUUCCUCACAGGAUGCCGCCUUAGGACUACCAAAGGAUUUUCGAGUCGAGCACGGCUGUUGCCCACAGAGUAUCUUGCUAUACUUUUAGAUGAGGAUCAAGAUGAUGAUGCAAUGAUGCUAGGUGCACAGUUUUGUUCUGAUUCCUUCUCUUCCAUUUGCUUUGAUGAUGUUAUUCAAGGGGUCUCUUAUUCACUGUAUGCAAGGAUAGAAUCUAUUGGGGCGCUGGAAGCUCAAGGCAUAUUUGGUAGUUUACAGAGAAAAAAAAUUACUCUUGUUGAUAAUGAUGGUGCCAGAUUGAAAUUUCUAUUGUGGGGUGAACAGGUUCUGCUUGCUAAUCUUUUUAGUGUGGGAAGUAUGCUUGCCCUGGACAGACCAUUUAUUGCAAGUUCUGCUGAAAGUGGUCUCGAAUCAAAUGAAGAAUUUUGCCUUGAAUAUGGCAGUGGAACACAGCUCUAUGUUGUCCCUCUUAUUCAGCAUAAGGAACAAGUAUGUGUAGCAUUGACACAGAGCCGUUGCCAAGGAUCAAAGCUGUUAACUGCACCAGAUCCAGGCCAGGGGCUUCCAGUUUCACAAGUGUCCUUGCCGUGUGAUUCUCAAGGGUCCAUUGACUUCAGAAAUUAUCCUUUCCGGUCAUUUGUUAUAGAUCUGCAUGACAAGAUGACGGGAAUCAGCCUCUAUGGUGAUGUUGUGGACAUCCAAAGUACAGGAGACCCUACAUUUUCUCUGAAAAUUGAAGAUGCAACAGGUUCAGUUUGGGCAAGGCUACAUUUUAUAGGACCUUGGUCAAUAGGAAGAGUUGGCCUGGGGCACACUGUCUAUAUUUCUGGUCUGUCAUGUUCUAUGACCAAACAGAAAAUCCUUGAACUGUCAUGGUUUGAGAAUGAUCCUGGAGCUUCUUUUGUCAAUAUUAGCUGCCUACCCGCACUGCUUAAUUCAUCAUGUCUUCACAAGUUCUCCAACCUUUGUGAUCUAUCAGCCCAUGCGACCCAUACACAUGUAUGUCGGGUUUGGCUGGAUCAAAUUGAGUAUUGUCAUGUUGGUACAAGAUUGUCACAUGCCCCUUGUGGCCAUUUUGUUAAUGAGGGUUGUAAUGGAGAGCUAAAGUGCAACUUUUGUCACUGCAUAUGCAAUGAUGAAGUGGUUAGGAGUUUCCAUUUGAGAAUUACUAUUGCUGAUGGCAGCGCAAAACUAUUAACCUGGUGCACUGGCCACACUGCCACAGAGUUACUGCAAAUAACUCCAGAUGAGUUCUGUGAACUGCCAGAGGAAGAGCAAAUUAUGUAUCCUUCUUCACUUGAGAAUGAAAAGUUUACAGUGGCAUUGGUGAAGGGUCAUGGAAGUAUGGACAAUCAAAGUGUAUCGUGGGAAAUUACACGCGCAGUUAAGUAUGAAUGAACCCGGCCCCUUGUUUGUAUUACAUGACAUCGGAUGAAGUCAACAGCAGCGAGCACGAGUAUGGGAUAAGUGUGUA
This is a messenger RNA of Ipomoea nil (Japanese morning glory), 2089 nucleotides long. RefSeq lists its product as uncharacterized. The transcript is spliced from 14 exons. The coding region runs from base 70 to 2013 and encodes 647 amino acids. The record is from RefSeq and is a predicted model, not a curated record. Lineage: Eukaryota; Viridiplantae; Streptophyta; Magnoliopsida; Solanales; Convolvulaceae.